AUGUGGGGUGGACCUUCUGGAGCAACACCUGUCGUGGAUAGCUUCAUAAUAAGCAUUGCAGAGCUCAUCCGUGAUCGAGAUGGAGCGAAGCUACAGGAUUUUCUCCAAAUCGAACCUCCAUUGCCCCCUGUAUAUCACGAUAUGAUUGGGGAGAUGAAGAAUCAAUACCCGCAAAAUAGAAAUAAUCACGACCACCUUUUGGGAAAAUGUGAAUCUGUGAUUCCGGAUGGCUCUUGGUCCGCUUUUCCAAUAUUUUUACGACAGUAUUUCACAUUCUUACGGGACGUCAAUGUUGAGAAUCUGUUGGAUACCUACGACUUACUAAAGGCGCUCUUAAACCAAUGUGUCAUUGCCCUGAGCGAUAGCCAAAUGGGAGUCAUUGUCUUGCCUACGGUUUUAUAUCUUUCGAAAGUGCUCGCGAAGCUAGCAAUCGGCUUAGACCGUCGACCAGAACUGGUCUCGCAUUUGCUAAAAGAGGCAGCUGGAUCAGACGAAGCAACGGAGAAGGUCACGCUAGUUGAGAAAUCAGCGAAUGUCUGUGGCAAACUUAGAAAUGCUGAGCAAAUGUUUGCGAGUAUCAAUGCCCAAUCUCCUCCGCUUUCCCAUUUCCCGGCCGCGCAAAGGGUAACCUAUCUUUAUUACUUGGGGCGAUAUCUCUUUUCGAACAAUCUUUUCUUCCCCGCUCAAACCGCAUUGCAGGCCGCCUAUAACCAAUGCCAUAGGCAAGCACUCCAACAGCGGCACCUCAUUUUAACAUAUUUAAUACCAUGUAACAUUAUCCUCGGGCGUUUCCCAUCCAGCACUCUACUCGAACGGCCGGAAUCAAAGGGUUUUGACGACGUAUUUUUACCCAUAUGCCGGAUCAUCACCAGUGGUGACCUAGGUGCCUUUCGAUCGUACCUCGAUGUUGACUCACCUCAUGCAGACUUUUUCGCUCGCAAGGGGAUUUUGCUGCAAUUACGAAACAGGUGUGAGAUUCUAGUUUGGCGUUCCCUUGCCAAGAAAGUAUUUAUCUUCUCCGGGUUCCAUGGGGAUCAGAAAGCCCAGGCACAAAGAGGCCCCCCACCAUUCCUCUAUCUUAGCAAAGUAGAAGAAGCCGUUAUGUGGAUAGAAUCCCGUUGGUCCAAACAAACGCUGCAUUCGCUUUCCGCUAUAAGCCAACCUGGGCAAACGCUACAAACGUCGAAUCCAUCUCAAGAAAGGCGGCUCUUCUCCUUCGCUGCAGAUCGCGAUUUCGCUAAACUAGACGCCGCGAACAAUACUACGCCCAACGCAACUACUGAUUAUGAUGACUACUUCGAUCCCGACGGGUAUUUCGACCGCGAUGGGGAAUGGGUGCAUGUCUCUAGCCCAAAUGAUCUACCUAACCACCCCGCUGGUGAACAACAAGAUGCCGAGAAUCUCGUCGCUGAUGCGCUUGCAUAUAUACCUAGUGCAGGAACCAUACCAGAGGAUGAAAACGAUCUAGAAGCCCCUUCACCAUUGAUGCGCGACGUCGAAUCAGUUCUUGCCUCACUUCUUGUACAAGAUCUGAUGCGUGGCUAUCUAACCCAUAAGAACCCACGCUUCGCUAUCCCGGGAGCACGAUUGAAAGGGCCCCUCCCAACGGGGUUUCCUAAUGUAUGGCGAACCAUUUGUGCUAAAGAAAGCGAAGAUGGCCAGGUUCCCGGCUGGGUGAAACCAACCCCUAACCCAAGAUUCGGCCAAAGUGCUCGCGGAUUGGCCCCCAGUCCCGCGGGAGCGAUGGGCGCACGUGUUAUCAACCUGAGCGGAGCAAGCCUGUCGGCGCUCUAG
This is a messenger RNA of Blastomyces gilchristii SLH14081, 1794 nucleotides long. Its product is annotated as PCI domain-containing protein. Gene Ontology annotation, cellular component: transcription export complex 2. Gene Ontology annotation, molecular function: RNA binding; double-stranded DNA binding. NCBI's taxonomy places the organism in Eukaryota, Fungi, Ascomycota, Eurotiomycetes, Onygenales, Ajellomycetaceae. Gene Ontology annotation, biological process: post-transcriptional tethering of RNA polymerase II gene DNA at nuclear periphery; poly(A)+ mRNA export from nucleus; transcription elongation by RNA polymerase II. The transcript has 3 exons. The coding region runs from base 1 to 1794 and encodes 597 amino acids. The record is from RefSeq and is a predicted model, not a curated record.